Molecule: messenger RNA, 1377 nt
Organism: Cylindrotheca closterium
Lineage: Eukaryota; Bacillariophyta; Bacillariophyceae; Bacillariales; Bacillariaceae
Source: the annotation of a GenBank genome assembly
AUGUCACAGGUUCCAGCUCGUGAACAUUUGAAGAGUCUCAUUGACUUUUAUCAGGCUGCGGAGAAGCUGCAUCGAGAAGCAGAGGCCGACGUUGUGUUUGCCAAGAAGCGACGGGAUGAGGCACGGACUAUGAAAGCAGAGACAUGGGAUCAGCUAGCGGAGGCGAGGAAGAAAUAUGACGUGGCCGACCUUGAGUUUCCUGUUCCAGUCCCUCUUCCUCAAAGAGAGAGCUCUCGAAGACUUGUCAAGAAACCGGUAGUUCGAAAGAGUAGUGUUCGCUCCAAUCGAGAAGAAGAAAGCUCUCCCUAUCCACCGGCAGCCCUCCCAGAUGAGGAAGGUAACUUAGCCGAGGACGUGUCUCCGUCCAGGAGAUACAAACCCUUACAGAACGAGGACGAAUUGAAGAGCGACCUCAGGAAGCUAGUGCCUUUGAUUCCUAACUUGACGGAACAGGAUGCACCAGGUACCCCACAGGAGCGCACAAGGAAAUCAAACGUGGCGCCGGUUCCUGAUUCGGCGCAACAGGAUGCACCAGGCACCCCACGUCGCAGCCAGAAAUCAAAGAUGCUGCCGAUUCCUGACUCGGCAGAACAGGAUGCACCAGGCACCCCACGUCGCAGUCGGAAAUCAAACUUGCCUUCGAUUCCAAACUCGACUGACCAGGGUUCUGGCGCCCUAGGAACCCCGCAUCGUACUCGCAAACCAAAGAUGGCGCCGAUUCCUGACUCGGCAGAACUAGUUCCAGGUACACCAGGAACUCCACACCGUAGUCGAAAAUCAUCACGGAGGGUUCUUGUUUCUCCAGCCGGUCGAAAGAGUACAGUAGUGGGAGGUUCCUUUUCCAUGCACAGAAGAUCGAUUGCACUCGAGUCGAAAAAUAUGGAUCUCCCUGUACUAGCAAUAUGCCAAGGUCGUAGUCGGGAAUGGUACGAGGCAAACUUUGAUGCAGAGAGCCUAGGAUUGGCGAAACGCUUUUAUCAAGCAGCUCUGGGCACCAAGACACAUGCUACAACCAAUCAAGUACACAUAUCCAGCGUCCUGCUGAAUGAUGAAUGGAAUAAAAUGGCAACGACAACAUCCGAGGUUCAGGAAUUAUACAUUGGUGUUAGCAACACUUCCGAUGGAAAAGAAACGCUUCGCGAUAGGGCCGCGAGAGCACUUGUCCAACCUCGACAACAGGAGCCAGUGGCAAUUUUCUUCGCUCCCAAGAAAACUAGAAACACUGAAGAUGUGUAUUAUGGUGGGCAUUGGAAGGUCGUUGCUGGCAAAAUGUUGGAGCCACCUCGAGUUGUCAAAGGGAUGCCUCGACAAUGUCUGGUAAGCUUUGUCUUUUGUGGUGUCGACCCAAACAUUGUAAAGGCCGUGAACGGUGAUUAG